Cladophialophora immunda is the source of this 1516-nucleotide messenger RNA. RefSeq lists its product as uncharacterized. The transcript has a single exon. Bases 966 to 1307 code for a protein of 113 amino acids. The record is from RefSeq and is a predicted model, not a curated record. NCBI's taxonomy places the organism in Eukaryota, Fungi, Ascomycota, Eurotiomycetes, Chaetothyriales, Herpotrichiellaceae.
CCAUGUCCUGUACACAGUAUGUCGCAAUGAGAUCCGUCGAUGGCCGGCCGGACAGGCUCGGCCCUCGCUUGCUUCCCACAGCAUCGUUCUGAGAGAGCGUCUAAUCAUAGGCGGGAAGAGGUACACAAUCACACAACCGCUGACCGCGCCCCUCAUGCCACUCGACACGCGAACGGACAAGAGUGCUGGAAAGGUUCUGUCAAAUCUUCGAGGCUAAACUUUAUUGAUUGUCGCUCCCAGACUUUCCAAGUUAUCCAGUCAAAGCGACUUGGAGUUACCUGCGCCGCCAGGGCAGUUCCACUCCAUCUGCGAAGGGCCAGCCCAACAGGUGGGCACUGUUGUCGUCUCGCCUUGGGAGACUACGAUUAGGCGCUUCGAUGCACCAGCGAGGGCCAAAGCGCACUGGGGAAAGUUUGCUUCUGUUUGACUGGCCUGAUACCUCGAAACAAGCACACAAUGUAGCCUGAUCAGGCUCUGUAAGUCUUCAUUCGACGGGCCUGCUGCGAGCUGACGAUGAUAACGCCAACCGAAACGAGAUGGCAACUCUGGCUUCGAAAAUCCGAUGGCUACCACCUGCAUUCGUGUCUGCUUCUGUCCUUGCCUUCGGCAUUCACAUAUCACGGACGCCCAGCUGCAUGACCAGCCCUUCUGCGUCUGUGCUCGGUCGACGACAGGGCCAGGCUUUUGACCGCUACUCUACAAUGACAACUUCAGGCUGUGCCAUGUCGCGGUCUCGACCGAUUGACCAAUGCUGAUGCAUGAGCCGUGUGACACAGAAUGCUGCACGAGCUCGAGCGGGAAUAUUUUUCACUCACCACAAGUUCGCCUUUGACACAAUCUGAGGGUGGUAAGAGGCCCGCUAGGCAAGAAUGCUUCCCUUUGCGCUGCAAUUCUUAGGGCGCAUUGGUCCGUGGUCACAUUGCUAGCGUGUAAAUCAGCUGCAGCUUCGGAGGACCUCAUGACCGAUGCUGAGAAAGUGGUGGCCUCGACGCCAGCAACCAUUUCCCAACAGAUCAAACUGCUUGAUUUGCACCGGUGCAGUCUCAGCAAACCGACCGGCAGUUGAGCAUUCCAUUUUGCGUGCAGAAACCCCGGAAACCUGUCACCUACAGAGAACAACUGCAGCUGCUUCUGCUAGCGAAUCCCGGGGGGAGGGGCGUUCUCUCACCAAUUGUUGUAUGAUAGGGAGAUCUGCUUCUAAGUCAUCCUCUGGGGCGAAUAAUAGUGCCCGUGUGUUGGCCGCAAAUCGCUUGCAGAGGGCUGGCUCUCGCCUUCCCGCCACUUGGCUCCCCAAGUGUGGGAUGUAGUGCGGUCGACCGGGAAGCAUUCAGCGUCAAACAAAUUAUGCGGUGUCACAGGAAGAUCGCAGCCAUAGGAAUCGUUACACUAUUGGUCAACCAAAGGGUGCUUCAGCACACAUGAUUUCAUCCUACCUGAAUAUCACUUCCUGAGGUCGGAGUCCGGCUGCCGUGAGCUCCAACUAGCCAAGAUCGAAGCCUGUCUCCCAGUUCGGUGU